This is a messenger RNA of Nyctereutes procyonoides (raccoon dog), 4700 nucleotides long. It is a transcript of the gene GPR158, whose product is annotated as G protein-coupled receptor 158. The transcript has 12 exons. Gene Ontology annotation, cellular component: membrane. The record is from RefSeq and is a predicted model, not a curated record. The coding region runs from base 1 to 3615 and encodes 1204 amino acids. NCBI's taxonomy places the organism in Eukaryota, Metazoa, Chordata, Mammalia, Carnivora, Canidae. Gene Ontology annotation, molecular function: G protein-coupled receptor activity. Gene Ontology annotation, biological process: G protein-coupled receptor signaling pathway.
AUGGGAGCCAUGGCUUAUCCCUUACUCUUCUGCCUCCUGCUCGCUCAUCUGGGUUUGGGAACUGUGAGCACCAGCCGCGACCCUCCGGGACGGCUGGACUCCCCUCGAGAGAGAAGCCUGAGGCUGAAGCAGCACGCCCAGCAGCCCGCUCGAGCCUCUGCCUCGGACCCCUCGGCUCCCUGGAGCCGCUCCACCGACGGCACCAUCUUGGCGCAGAAACUCGCCGAGGAGGUGCCCAUGGACGUGGCCUCUUACCUCUACACCGGGGACUCCCACCAGCUGAAGCGAGCCAACUGCUCCGGCCGCUACGAGUUGGCGGGCCUGCCGGGGAAGUCGUCGGCCCUAGCCAGCUCCCACCCCUCCCUGCACGGGGCGCUGGACACGCUGACACACGCCACUAACUUCCUCAACAUGAUGCUGCAGAGCAAUAAGUCGCGGGAGCAGAACUUGCAGGACGACCUGGAGUGGUACCAGGCACUGGUGCGGAGUCUGCUGGAGGGCGAGCCCAGCAUUUCCCGGGCAGCCAUCACCUUCAGCACCGAGUCGCUGUCCGCGCCCGCCCCGCAGGUUUUCCUCCAGGCCACCCGCGAGGAGAGUCGCAUCCUGCUCCAGGACCUGUCCUCCUCGGCACACCACCUGGCCAACGCCACGCUGGAGACCGAGUGGUUCCACGGCCUGCGGCGCAAGUGGCGGACCCACUUACACCGCCGCGGCUCUAACCAGGGGCCCCGGAGCCUGGGCCAUAGCUGGCGGCGCCGGGACGGGCUUGGCGGGGACAAGAGCCAUGUCAAGUGGUCCCCGCCUUAUUUGGAGUGCGAGAACGGGAGUUACAAGCCUGGGUGGCUGGUCACUCUCUCCGCUGCUUUCUACGGGUUGCAGCCUAACCUGGUCCCCGAAUUCAGGGGUGUUAUGAAAGUUGACAUAAAUCUUCAGAAAGUGGACAUUGACCAAUGUUCAAGUGAUGGCUGGUUUUCAGGAACUCACAAAUGUCACCUUAACAAUUCAGAGUGUAUGCCAAUUAAAGGCCUAGGAUUCGUGCUUGGAGCCUACCAGUGCAUUUGCAAAGCAGGAUUCUAUCAUCCUCAAGACUUCUCAGUGAACAGCUUUCAGAGAAGAGGUCCUGAUUUGGAAAUUUCAGGAAGUGCAAAAGAUGUGUCAGAAGAAGUCCAUGUCUGCCUACCCUGCAGGGAGGGCUGCCCCUACUGUGCUGAUGACAGCCCCUGCUUUGUCCAGGAGGAUAAGUAUUUGCGACUUGCUAUCAUCUCCUUCCAAGCCCUGUGUAUGCUGCUCGACUUCGUUAGCAUGCUGGUGGUCUACCACUUUCGCAAAGCAAAGAGCAUCAGGGCAUCAGGCCUUAUCCUGUUGGAAACAAUUCUUUUUGGGUCUCUGCUUCUAUACUUUCCUGUUGUUAUUUUGUAUUUUGAGCCAAGCACGUUUCGCUGUAUUCUCCUAAGAUGGGUCCGUCUUCUCGGUUUUGCUACUGUUUACGGAACUGUCACUCUCAAGCUUCACAGGGUUUUGAAGGUGUUUCUUUCACGAACAGCCCAGCGGAUUCCAUAUAUGACUGGUGGACGGGUCAUGAGGAUGCUGGCAGUAAUGCUCCUGGUAGUAUUUUGGUUUCUUGUUGGCUGGACUUCGUCUGUUUGCCAGAAUUUGGAGAGGCAGAUUUCACUUAUUGGCCAAGGGCAAACAUCUGAUCACCUCAUCUUCAAUAUGUGCCUCAUUGAGCGCUGGGAUUACAUGACAGCAGUUGCUGAAUUUUUAUUCCUCUUGUGGGGUGUUUAUCUCUGCUAUGCAGUGCGGACCGUCCCAUCAGCAUUUCAUGAGCCACGAUAUAUGGCUGUUGCAGUUCACAAUGAGCUCAUUAUCUCUGCUAUAUUCCAUACAAUUAGAUUCGUUCUUGCCUCAAGACUUCAGUCUGACUGGAUGCUAAUGCUGUAUUUUGCACAUACUCAUUUGACUGUGACAGUCACCAUUGGGUUGCUUUUGAUUCCAAAGUUUUCACAUUCAAGCAAUAACCCCCGAGAUGACAUUGCUACAGAAGCAUAUGAAGAUGAGCUAGACCUGGGUAGGUCUGGGUCCUACCUGAACAGCAGCAUCAACUCUGCGUGGAGUGAGCACAGCUUGGACCCAGAGGACAUUCGGGAUGAGCUAAAGAAACUCUAUGCCCAGUUGGAAAUAUAUAAAAGGAAGAAGAUGAUUACAAAUAACCCUCACCUCCAGAAAAAGCGGUGCUCCAAGAAGGGCUUAGGCCGUUCCAUCAUGAGGCGUAUAACCGAGAUCCCAGAGACGGUUAGCAGGCAGUGUUCCAAAGAGGACAAGGAAGUCACAGACCACAGCACAGCCAAAAGCACUGCCCUGGCCAGGAAGAACCCACAAGAAUCUUCAGGUAACACCGGGAAGCCCAAAGAAGAGUCCCUGAAAAACCGAGUCUUCUCGCUAAAGAAAUCACACAGCACUUAUGAUCAUGUGAGGGAGCACACGGAAGAGUCCAACAGUUUACCAGUGGAAAGCCAAGAUGAGGAGGCUACAGAACAUUCCACACUAGAGUCUCUGUCAAGUAAAAAACUAACACAAAAACUGAAAGAAAACAGUGAGGCCGAGUCCACAGAGUCUGUGCCUUUGGUGUGUAAGUCAGCAAGUGCACACAAUCUCAGCUCAGAGAAGAAGCCAGGCCACCCCCGAACAUCGAUGUUGCAAAAGUCUCUCAGUGUCAUCGCAAGCGCCAAGGAGAAGACUCUUGGAUUAGCUGGGAAAACUCAAACAUCAGGCAUGGAAGAACGUGCUAAAGCCCAGAAACCAAAAGAUAAAGAAACAAAUAGAAAAUACUCAAAUUCAGAUAAUGCAGAGACUAAUGAUUCUGCCCCCCAAAACUCCAAUCAUUUGGAAGAGCCAAGAAAACCUCAGAAAUCUGGGAUUAUGAAGCAACAACGGGUCAACCCGGCCACUGCCAAUUCUGACAUGAGCCCGGGCACCCCCCAGACGAAGAACAACUUUGACAUUGGGGAAGUGUGCCCUUGGGAGAUUUAUGACCUGGCCCCCGGUCCUGUGCCUUCAGAAUCAAAAGUUCAAAAACACGUAUCUAUUGCAGCUUCUGAAAUGGAGAAAAACCCAACUUUUUCCUUAAAGGAGAAGUCUCAUCAGAAGCCCAAGGCAGCUGAACUGUGUCAGCAAACCAAUCAGAAGAGCAUAGACAAGGCUGAGGUGUGCCCUUGGAAGAGCCAAGGCCAGCCUGGUUUUGAAGAUGAGAAGCAUCUGAUUCCCAAGACUCAAGUUCCCACAGGGAGAGCCAGAGAGGAGAAUGGCAAUCAGCAUUAUGCAGCCAAUGUGUGUGCCGGGCAGUAUGAAGAACUGCCCCCCAAAGCUAUAGCAUCAAAAGUCGAGAAUGAAAAUCUCAACCAAACAGGAGACCAGGAGAAAAAGACAUCCUCCCCUGAGGAAAAUGUGCCUGGCUCCUAUAACUCAAGUAAUAACUUUCGGCAGCCUUUAACAUCACGAGCUGAGGUGUGUCCCUGGGAGUUUGAGACCCCAAAUCAACCAAAUGCUGAAAGAAGUGUAGCUUUACCUGCCUCUUCCACUUUAAGUGCAAAUAAAAUAGCGGGGCCUCGGAAAUGAGAGGUCUGGGGUCCAUUUAAAGUGUACCAUCCCCAGAAAGAAAAGGAGAAGGAAGAAACCCUGAAUUCGACAAAAAUAAGAGGAUCAAAGAUUCCCAAGGAGUGUUUGUCAGGAAACGUGAAAGGCCCAGGUUGAAGAAGACCGGGAGGGCAGAGGGACACCACAAUGGAAGACAGACUGGCCAAGAGAAAUCUUUCCCCUGGGGACACCAGGGGAGUCCUUACAUUUAUGUAUGUUUAGGGGGAGUAGCCCUCACUGUCUGCCCCUGAUCAGUAUUGACCCAUGGCACUUUGAAGACCCUAAACAAGGCAGACCAGAAGACACGGAAGAGGUACAACAUUUUGCAAAGAAGGUAUGGACAUGGAUGACCGAAAUUCUAAGUAGCUAACUGAACUUACUUUACCUAUUUAACCUUGAUAGCACCGCUAACUUAAUGCAUCCCAAAAAUACCUUUUAUAUUAAUGAUUGCUCUCAUUUUCUUAUAAAUGUAUGUUUCAGUACAUUGUUGUGUCUCGUAUUCAAGCAUUCCAGAUUGUAUAAUUUUUGCAAAUAACUUUGAUAUUAUAUGACACAACACAUUUAUGCAAUCCCGCAGCUACUCAAUUGUUAUUGCAAGUUACAGAUUACCUGCUAUCUAUCAACUUUAGUUGGUUCUUGAAGUACAGUAAGCUUUCUCUGGCUUGGGAAGCCAUAACCGUUAUGAUAAAAUCUUUUAGUUUUGGCUGUGGUUUAUAUAUUGUGAAUUUGGAUUUGAUUCUAUUGUUUCACAUCAUGGUUUGUUAUACUGUCUUAAUCAGGGUUUUUUAUACAAGUUGAGUUACUUGUUUUGCACUUCUUGUUAGGACUCCGAGAGCAAGUGGUCCUACUUAGUCAUAUGUCUCAAUAAAGGACAACUUACCUAUUGUUUGUUCAGAGUCAGAGACAGGUAACACCUUCAUUCCAAUUUAUUGUCCCUUUUAACUCUCAGUAUUUCAUACUUAGCAUUUCGCAAGGAAGAAGCUAAGAGUGAGAAAAAUAUACUGCACAUUAUUAUUACCACUGAAAAGGGAAGACUCUAGGAAUGACAUGAGAAUUAACUACAGUAC